Molecule: messenger RNA, 1355 nt
Organism: Seriola dumerili (greater amberjack)
Lineage: Eukaryota; Metazoa; Chordata; Actinopteri; Carangiformes; Carangidae
Exons: 6
Coding region: 263-967 (234 amino acids)
Source: RefSeq, a predicted model, not a curated record
GUCACGGGCCAGCUACAUUAGCCAACCGGACGCGAGACAGGAGUACAUUUAACUUUGUCGAAGCGAAAGUGAUCUCUGCACUGCAGUCAGUGAGGAGCUGAGUCCUCCCGUUGUCUUCUGUUGUCCUGGAUGUGAUGUGUUACUGGCGCACUGGUUACGCUUAAAUGGCUUAAAACAAUCCUGUCUAUUUAUAACUGGAGACUUUUGUCCUUCCUUGACGGUUGAAGACUGGCUGAAUUUUGAGCUGCAAGUAAAACUAGAAAUGCAUCGUCUUGGCAUUUUUGUGCUCAUGCUAUUCCACUUAUCACAGGCUUUUCCUGUUCCACUAGAUACCGUCUUAGUUCAGGUCCAACAGUGGGUAGUGGUGGGUGCUCAGCGGGUCGAGGAGCAGGUGCUUCUCAAUGGAGUCUCUCUUACUGGCACAAGCCAGGAAUUCAACAGCAUUAUCAAAAGCAUUUCAACUGAUGGGCUCCCUCUGACUCUUAUCAGUGUCAACCAGACUUCAGUGCUAAGAAACCACACUGUUUGUCGCUCUCGUGAAUGCAUACUGGAGGGGUCUAAGUUACACUGGGCAGACCGUGUUUUCUAUGAUGGAAAGCCCUAUCUGACUCUGGACCACAAUGACACAUGGACAACCCAGGUACCACAAGCAUUUGCCUUCAAAGUCUUGUGGGACCAGGAGGUGCAGUAUGCAAGGGCAGGCCGCCUUCAAGAGGAGUGCAUCAAGCUAAUGAGAGAAUUGAAGCUUUCAGAGGAGCAGCCAGUUCCAGGGAUUCCUUUGCCUCAGAUUUUGAUCCCAAUCUUGGCAGUCCUGGCUUUUACCGGCCUAAUCAUAAUCAGCCUCCUCCUCUCCAAAAACCAGGGUUUGAGGCACCCUGGAGGGGUUCUCGGCUCCAUAAUACAUUACCCAAAAGACAUGACUGAAGAGGGUUCAGAAAUAAAAGGCGAUGGCUACAGUGCCUUGUAAUUCAGAGCACAGCUACGUAACAAGCUAAUGUUUGAGCUCUCUUCUCUGUUUCUGCUGUUGAACGUCUACUUACUGAUAUGACCUGUGUUGACAGUGUGACAUUUCAAACCCUUGCUACACUGUUGAGUUACAGGCCACAGUAUUAUAUGCACUUUAAUAUGCAUGUAUCACACUUUACAGUGGUACUCUGUGUAUAUUUUUAAUAUUUAUGCAUACACACAAUAUAAAUAUGUCCACUGCCUGCAGCAAUGCACAAGGUCUGAAAAACCUUCCUGGUUUGAUGUUUUCACAUUUCUUUUGAGAUAUUCUGCUGUAUACGGUGAUUUUCUUUGUUCUUUCCUGUUCAUGUAAAAUUUAAAAAAUGUUUAAUUAAAAAUACUUUUAUGCA